Molecule: messenger RNA, 15759 nt
Organism: Protopterus annectens (West African lungfish)
Lineage: Eukaryota; Metazoa; Chordata; Ceratodontiformes; Protopteridae
Gene: IQGAP3
Product: IQ motif containing GTPase activating protein 3
Exons: 38
Coding region: 238-5205 (1655 amino acids)
Biological process (GO): regulation of actin cytoskeleton organization; regulation of GTPase activity
Cellular component (GO): cytoplasm
Molecular function (GO): actin filament binding; GTPase activator activity; calmodulin binding
Source: RefSeq, a predicted model, not a curated record
GUUAGCGGGAGUUUCAAAUUGGGAAGUAGAACUGUUGUGAGUUUGUGACAGUUUCAUUCGGGUAGUGCAAGUUGUAUUUUUUUCAUCAGGAGGUUUUUGGUUACUUUUUGCUACUUUUGGGGUUUUUAAGCGAAUCUGAAUGCUUAACGGCUGAGCCUGUUGCGCUGCUGACUUUCUUUCUGUACAGUUAUUUGCAGCAGACCUUGGAGCUGGUAUUGAUACGCCCACAACGAAAUAAUGUCUGGGGAUCGGGAAUCUGCAGCUGUCAACCAUCGCUAUGAACGCUUAACUGCGGAUGAGAUGGAUGAACAGAGGAGGCAGAACAUUGCAUACCAGUAUCUGUGCCACCUGGAGGAGGCAAACGGUAAGGGAAAUCCAUGCCUGUUUAAUGAAGAACUCCCAUCCCCAACAGAUUUGGAGGAAAGUUUGAGAAAUGGGGUAAUACUUGCUAAGCUGGGUCACUACUUUGCUCCGGAUCUAAUUACCUUGAAGAAAAUCUACGAUAUUGGACAACAGCGUUACAAGGCAGCAGGACUGCACUUUCGACAUACUGACAACAUUAACCACUGGCUCAGUGCAAUGUCUCACAUUGGAUUUCCACCGAUGUUUUAUCCUGAAACAACAGAUGUCUAUGACAAGAAGAACAUGCCACGAGUUAUCUACUGCAUUCAUGCUUUAAGUUUGUACCUGUUUAAGCUAGGUAUGGCUCCUCAGAUACAAGACUUGUAUGGAAAGGUGAACUUUACAGAUGAAGAAAUAAAUGCCAUGACAUCAGAGCUGGACAAAUAUGGAAUUCAGAUGCCAGCUUUCAGCAAGAUUGGAGGGAUUCUGGCCAAUGAACUUUCAGUUGAUGAAGCUGCUGUCCAUGCAGCAGUCAUCAUGAUCAAUGAAGCAAUCGAACGAGGAGUUGUGGAGGAGACUUUGCUGACCCUGCUAAAUCCAAAUGCCAUGUUAGUGAACAUAAACAAGUUAUUGUCUCCAGUUUAUCAGGAACUGCUUUAUCAAGCUAAGGCUGAGAAGUCUGAUAGUGCUAGAAAUCGGUUCCCACAUCACACCUUUGAAGGACAAGAUAUUUAUGAAGAGUACUUGACUCAAGCCGAAAUACAGGGCAACAUCAACAAAGUAAAUGUUCAUGCAGCUUUGGAAUAUGUUGAUGAUACUUUGGAGAAGAAAGAUGCCCAGGCUUUGUAUCUUGCAUUGAAGGCACAGCCCCUGUCCCUUCGUGAGGUGCAGCGGGAAAAUGCUGACUGGUACCUGGAGCAGUUAGCUGUUGACAGAGAACAGAAGGCAUUGGAACUAGGAUAUAAUGAGCCAUUGGAGAAGGAAGAGUUGCAGGCUGGAGUGGAUGUAGCCAAUCAGAAUGCUCAGAGAUACAUCAGCAUGAUUCAGGCCAUUUCCCGUAUUAAUUUGGCAGUGAAGAAUGGUGCGGCUGAUCAAACAGUCAAAGAACUGAUGAACCCAGAGGCACAACUUCCUGAUGUUUAUCCUUUUGCUGCAGAACUGUACCAGAAAGAGUUAUUACUGAUACAGAGGCAAAAUUCACAGGGUGAACUUGUACAGGAAGAGCUUUUUGUUGCAGUGGAGAUGCUAUCAGCUGUGGCCUUGAUUAAUCAGGCCCUGGAAGCUAGAGACAUUAAUGGAUUUUGGGAUAACCUGUUCAGUCCUGCAGCUGGGCUGUCUGAUAUUGAAGAUGAUAAUAUGCAGCGAUACUUUGGAGAGCUUAUGAAACUGAAGCAGAAAUCUCAGGUGAAAGGAGACUCCUUCCUUAGCUGGAAUGUUCUUCAGAAAUGUGUUAAUGAAGUAAAUAUGUCCACUCAGGAGGAACAUGACAAAAUUUUAGCAAUCAAACUAAUAAAUGAGGCACUGGAACAGAAGGACCCUGAAAAAAUUCUUACUGCCUUGUUAUUACCUUCUGCUGGUCUGACUGAUGUGGAGCUCAUUGUCGCAAAGCAUUACCAAGAUGCCUUGAUGAAUUUAAAGAGGCAGAAAGCAGAGGUCACACAUGAUGAAGAUGUGGUGCUGUGGUUGGAUGAGAUUCAGCAGGGGAUCAAUACAGCUAAUCAGGAUACAGAGAAUGUUAAGAAAAUGUGUCUUUGCAUAGCUGCUAUUAACCAAGCAGUAAAAGAGGGUAAACCUUCUCUGACUCUUCGAGUGUUACGUUCUCCAGAUGUUUCUCUGUAUGGCAUUAUUCCAGAGUGUGCUGCAGCGUAUCAGUCUGAGCUUGCCUAUGUGAUGAGAGCUAAAGUGCUGGAAGGUAACAACCAGAGUCCCUGGGUAAAGCAUAGUCUAAAAGAUGGUGGCGAGUACUAUUUUAAUCUACAGUCAUUUGAAGGCACAUGGGAGCGACCACAUGGAUUCAUUCAAAACAGUAUUCAUCUCAGCAAAAGUGAAAUUCAGGAUGUCAUUAGUCGUGUGUCUGCUGCACAUAACCGGGAACUGCUUUGGCAGACCAGCUUAGAGUUCAUUGUCAGACUGCAGGCUCGGAUGAGGGGCUAUCUGAUCCGAAAGGAGGUUUUAAGAAGAAGAAAUUUUUUACAGAAACAGCUACCUGCUAUUAUCAAGAUGCAGGCACAUUGGAGAGGCUAUAAGCAGAGACGAGCAUAUAAUGAAAGAUUGCAUUACCUCAAACAAUGCUGUAAUGCUGCUGUAAAGAUUCAGGCUUGGACAAGAAUGUGGCUGGCACGAAAAAAAUACUUGGAAAGACAGCAGUACUUUAGGAAGCAUAUUGAUGCCAUUGUGAAGAUUCAAGCUUUUUUCAGAGCAAGUAAGGCUAGAGAUGAUUACAGAAUGCUAGUUCAUGCUAGAAAUCCUCCUCUGUAUGUGAUUCAGAAAUUUGCUCACUUGCUGGAGCAAAGCGACCAUGACUUCAGAGAGGAGCGGGAACUACUGAAACUGAGAGAGGAAGUGGUAAAGAAAAUCCGUUCCAAUCAGCAACUGGAAAAUGAUCUGAAUCUCAUGGACAUAAAAAUAGGGUUACUAGUAAAAAACCGAAUUACCUUGCAGGAGGUGGUUUCACAUUGCAAAAAGCUGACAAGAAAAAACAAGGAGCAGUUGUCAGACCUUAUGUCACUAGAUAAACAGAAGGGGCUCAAGUCACUCAGCAAAGAAAACAGGGAAAAGCUUGAGGCUUAUCAGCACCUUUUCUACUUGCUGCAGACAAAUCCUGUUUAUUUGGCUAAGCUGAUUUUCCUGAUGCCUCAAAAUAAAUCAACCAAAUUCAUGGAAUCUGUGAUUUUCUCCCUCUACAAUUAUGCUUCUGACCGACGAGAGGCUUAUUUACUGCUACAGCUUUUCAGGGCUGCCUUACAGGAAGAAAUCAAAUUAAAAGUUGACCGACUUGAUGAGAUCAUCAAAGGAAAUCCAACUGUUGUAAGACUAGUGCUGAGCUUUUAUCGCAAUGCCCGUGGACAAAAUGCACUGCGUGAAAUCCUAGAGCCAGUGGUAAAAGAAGUCUUGCAGGAUAAGUUACUUUGUAUUAAAACAGAUCCAGUUGACAUCUAUAAAACCUGGAUCAAUCAGAUGGAAUCCCAGACUGGACAGAAAAGUGGGCUGCCCUAUGAUGUUACACCUGAACAAGCUUUGACUCACCAGGAAGUUCAACGAAGACUAGACAUUUCAGUUCAAAACUUGAGAGCAGUUGCUGACAAGUUCCUGAAUCGUAUUAUUGCAUCAGUAGAUAAAAUACCGUAUGGAAUGAGAUACAUUUCUAGAGUACUGAAAGAUUCUCUUGUUCAAAAGUUUCCUCGUGCUACAGAAGAGGAACUCUGCAAAAUUGUUGGAAACCUGCUGUACUACCGUUUCAUGAACCCAGCUGUUGUUGCACCUGAUGGCUUUGACAUCAUUGACAUUUCAGCAGGAGUGGCAUUACACAGUGAUCACCGACGUAACCUUGGCUCUAUUGCGAAGGUGCUUCAACAUGCAGCAGCAAAUAAAAUGUUUGAGGGAGAGCACGCCCAUCUUCGUACCAUGAAUGAAUACUUGUCUGAUGCCCAUCGAAAAUUCAGAAAGUUUAUCUGGGCAGCUUGUGCCGUCCCUGAUCCAGAGGAGAGACUUAAUGUCGAUAAGUACACGGACAUGGUUACCCUUGCCAAGCCAGUCAUCUACAUCUCCAUCGGGGAACUUAUUAACACUCACAAGUUGCUGCUAGAACAUCAUGAUUCCAUUUCUUCAGACCACAGUGACCCUUUGCAUGAAUUAUUGGAGGAUCUGGGUGAUGUACCUACAGUGCAUUCCUUGUUAGGCGAUGAGGCCAAUCAGGAUAGUGAGUCCAGUGAAGAUUGUGCCAUCACUCAGUAUGGCAAAGUGGAGAUUUCAUUUAUCCUCACUAACAAGUUUGAUAGACUGGAAACUAACAGUGAAGAAUUUGACUUCAGACGACUCAUGCUUAGUACAAAACAGAUGUUGGUGGAUGUGAUACGAUUCCAGCCUGGGAAUUCAUUGUUUGAUAUUUUACGGAUAACAGCAUCUGAAGAUCAGGAGUCUAGUCACUACUACAUAAUGCAGACUCGUAUUAGGCAAGAUGCUCGAACCCCUGAUAAGAUGAAGAGAAAUCAUUCCUUGUUAGGGGACAGUAAGCUGUCCAUUGAAGAGAAAAAGAGGAAAAUCAUCAGGAACCUACGUAAACUAGAAACGCUUGGAGUCGUCUCUCCCGAUAACCAGUAUCAAGAUAUCAUUAAUGAAAUUGCGAAGGACAUACGUAAUCAGAGGAGGUAUCGCCAGCAUCGUAAGAUGGAGAUAAUGAGGCUGCGACAGACUUUAAAUGGACUGAACUCUAAAACAUUUUUUUAUGAAGAACAAAUUGACUACUAUAACCAGUACAUCAAAACAUGUUUGGAUAAUUUGACUUCCAGUGGAAGGACUGAUGCAAAACACUUGAGCGAAUCAAAGGGAAAGAAUAAGAAGCAAGCAUCCUUGCAUUACACUGCAGCUCGAUUAUAUGAGAAGGGUGUACUAUUAGAGAUUGAAGAUCUUCCAAUAAGCCAGUUUAAAAAUGUGAUAUUUGACAUUAUCCCAUGUGAGCAGGCUGGCACUUUCCAAGUGAAAGCAAAAUUCUUGGGAGUAGACAUGGAAAAGUUUCAGCUUCACUAUCAGGAUCUUCUACAGUGUCAAUAUGAAGGGGUUGCUGUGAUGAAGAUGUUUGACAAAGCAAAAGUCAAUGUGAAUCUCCUGAUUUUUCUUCUUAACAAAAAAUUUUUCAAGAAGUAGUUGCUGUAUUUGCCAUCUCUGGUCUUUGAAGAGGAAGAUGAUAGUACUUCACUUUCAGCUUUAUUCUCCAACGGUCAAGUCAAAAAUAUUGUUCCCAAAAAUAGUUCCCCUUGUAACUUGGACCCAUUUAAGAGCCUCUGAAUCAAGUUUUCACUGUGAUGAUACUAGAGAUGGACUAGUGUGCACCCUUCUUCACCUGAGAAAAGCUACUACUUCUGAUUAAGCUUUCCUCUGCAUAUUUGUAAUGUGGAUUUGCAUUUCCACAAAGUUCAUAAAAACCUGCUGUUUACUUUUUAUGUUGCACUUGAAAGGGAAAAUAUCCAAAGCUUUCCAAAGGAUAGAGUCCAUUGUAUAAUAUUAUUCAAAUGUACAGGAAGAUGUGCCGAGUAUAUGCACAGUGGUUGCCCUUCUCAUUUCCCAAAACCAAAUUUGUUUUAGCUAAAUUAUGUUCUCAGUAUUGAGAAUAUGGGAGAUGGAGGCAUAUGCUGUUCCAAGAAACUUAUUGAUGCAUCUUACAAGGCAGUUCUAGUCAUCCUUGCACUUCAGUGUCUUAAUAGGUUCAUAUGUAUAUACUAGGUUAAUGACCACUAGGGUCUUUAUAAGCCUAGUCCAUGCACCCAAAUGAGAUCCACAAGUUUUAUUGAACUCUGAAGAUAAAGACUAAUGUUGGUAUGUUUCUAUACCUAUCUGGAUGGCCAGUUACUUUCUUCUCGGAGCAGCUCUCUGCAGACUAGCUGAGUAAUUCCAGAGUUCAGAGCAUUAUUGACUGAGAAUGAUAGCUGUUUACCUUUCACAGCAUUAGUAGAUAUACAAAGUACCCCAGAUAACAGGAUUAUUUGUAGAAAUGAUGCUGACUUUAUCUGCACAGUGGGAAAUCUAAUUAAAUUGCACAUAACCUUUACUGAAUUAUUUAAUAUUACGUUAUGAGACAUGCCACCAUGUUUGUUCAGAUAGGGUAUAUCAGCUGUCUAGUUUGGCAUUUGCAAGACAAGGAAGAAAAGUUUGAGUAACCUUUGAGAAAAGAAUCUGCAUUCCCAGACUUGUGGUUUGCGGUUCUAUAUUCCGACCAUUAGUGAGAACACAUUCUUCUUUAUCAGUGAAAAAAGCUUCCAGCGUUCAUAGAGAACAGCAGUUUGCAGCCUUAGGAUGACUGUUCCAACACCAAGCUAUCCUUUUCUCUUGUUUAGAAUGACACUAAUUUCAAAUCUUGUGAGGUAAUUCUAAGAGCACAUAGAUGUUUACAUUGCUGGGUGCCUGAGGGCAAACAAAUCUUCAGACAUUUGUAUACAUAAAGUGCCAUCUGAAUUCUUUUAGCUUUUCCCCCAUGCACUAUUAAUGUCAGUGUGCAUGAAGAUUUUUGUAAGGUGUAUAAAAUUGUUGUCCUCCUACUGGUAGCAGCAAUAAGUAUCCCCUAAGUACAGAACAUGUUUUGGCUUGUGUAGCCAAAAAAAAAUUUUGCAAUGACAACUGGGUAGACUAUUAGGUAGAGUAAGAAACAAUGAACAUGAACUUGUUUGCCAUCUUUAAAUUUGGGGGAUGUUAAAUGUAAAAGCACAGUCACUUUUCCAGCUAUAGGAUCGCUACAUUUAUUGUAUGCGGUCUUAGAUUGGUAAACAUUUUUGAAAAUAUAAUCUUUAUCUAUACUCAUUGAUGAUGGUCCUAUUUGUAAUUGUUUUAUUUUUGUUUCUUUCACAGAAUAAUGCUUUCACACUUAGUAAAGGAUGGUUACUGCCUUCUAUCCUCUACCUGUACUAGCUGAUCGUCUAUUACAUUACUCCUUAUUUACAUUGAUACUGUUUGAACAGUAAAGUUCUUUAUUGCAUAGAAUGUUAGAGUAAAAGCUAACCUUUAGUGAUUCUUUUAUGACAUAGGUCUAAUGUUUUAGGAAAGGAAGUUUCAUCCUUAGUAUGAUGACAAAUGGACUUCAAACAGCUAAAACAGCAAAAAAAGUAUAUUUUUCUAACAGUGUUGAGACAAUCUAUUUUCUCUUUUACCAGAUCUGCAAGUGGCAUAGUCUGAGAUAUUCAUGGUCCUUUGUCCAGGCUUCUCUUGACAAAUAUGUAGAUUUUUUUUUUCUGUUUUAGAACAAGGUUACUUUCUUUAAUGCACUGAGUAAUUGCCGUAAAUGAUGCACUUCGUUGUUUUUAAUGUGAUUGUUCCACUAGUUGGAAUAAUAGUUGUAGUUAUAUCUGUAGAAUAUGUUUGCAUUACUUUGCUGAACAGCACAGUUCUGAGAAAUUGUGGUCUCGGAAAGGUUAUAUGAGCAUACAUAUUAGCCAGAAGAGAAACUCUGCAGGCUUAUUUACAGUUAGAGCUAACCUUGUCACUCCUGAUCCUCUGCCAUCUUUCCCACACUUUCUUUAAACCCUCUGUUUUACUUUCCGCCCCUUUUUCCAGUGGUGAAUUAUCUCAUCCCACCAUCUUUUCCAAAGACUUUCUUUAUCCUCCCUGAAACACCCAAACCUUUGGUCUGCCACUCUUGCCAUUUCUUUCUCUCACACCCUUUGUUUUUAAAAUCUGGUCUCCUUGACAUGCCCCUAACCUACUGCAUCCUUAUUUUUUUGUCUGUCGACUGUUGAGGCUCAUGAGGCAAAAGUGUUUUUACAGGGAUGAACUGCCAGUACUGUCUGGUAAAUGAGCUACUUACAGUCGCAUGUUGACCUAGUGGAGUCUCAGGGAAUCUGACACAAGCAUAUAGAAUGAAGCAUUCACUGAAGUAGAGAUAUUUGUGUAUGAAAUUCUUUCUCUUAGCACUUUCAUUUUAAAGGACCACUCUGGUCAUAAAUUGCAAAUAUGCCUGGUCUUGUUCUGUGAAGUACUGAGGAUGACUCCACCAGAGUCUUCCACUUAUUGGAUUGAAAGCCAGGCUUUUGAUGUCAGGCAAUUAUUUGACAUUUAAAACCUGCCUUCUAAGUUGAAGGUAUGAAUACUUAAGGAACAUUGCUACCAGAACUAGGCCUCAUGCAGGCCUUUCCUAUCCCAAUGCCAACUUUGACAGGUGCAUCCCAAAGCACUGGUGCUCCAUUGCAGUGCAUCUGGCACUCCCCUCUGCCCACUUGACAUUUCCCAUGUUGACAGAGUGGGCGUGCAAAUCCAAGGGAAGCUAUGAUUAUGGAAGGGUCUCCAUCUUUACCUUGGAAAGGGAACCAUACGGAUGCAAAAACCCUUAUCUCAUAGAUAAAGAAAAAAGUCCUCCCCUGCAAAUACUAGUCUUUCCCCAAAGACUCCCAAUUUAGAAGAGAAAAAAAAAAAAAAAACUCCUGCUCAUGAAGUCUUCUGUGGACUGUCCUGUUCCUUACAUUGCUUGAGAAAUGUCUGAAUGAUCUAAAUGACUACUUGGUAAGGAAUAGGAGGUGCCAUGGAUCAUCCUACCUAUAGAGCCUAGACCCAAAGAUGUUUUUUGCAACCUGAAAGCAUCCUGAUCUCAAUCCCUUUGCUUCCAAAAUUGUGGAUGCUGUCUAGUUGUUCCCAUCUGAAUGGAAAGAUAUCCUGUUUAAGCAUACUAAAGUAGGUUUAUCUGUGACCUCUGGUGUCUUUGGAAGCCAAACAUAAGGUCCCAGAGACUACAAGCCAUACGGCUUACUUGCCAAAUAUGAAAUCUAAGGUUUUAGAUAGAAUAGACAACGGAGUAUUUUCCUCUGCCAUCUUGGAUACUUAGAUCCUGAUUCUGAUGUUAAGAAAGAGAUGGUUAAGAACGUUAUCAUGGCUUCUGUGUGAUCCUCUAAUUUUGACUGUGUGCAGUUAGGCUCUUCUCUUUCAAAGAUAAGCUUGGGCAGGCACUUCUGGAUGACAUAGUAUCAGGGUGGAUUUUAAUUGGGAAAGCCUUCCACAACUUAGUUGAAAAUCAUAAAAAAGAAAACAGGUACUUGCCAAUGUGGAAGGCCUCUAUAACUUACUCCUGAUAUUAGCAUCUUCUUCCAGGGCAGUUAUGCUCCCAAGAAAUAAGCCCCCAAUUUCGGAUUCAGGAAGCUCUUUAAGUAUUAAAGAUGUUGCCACCUCUGGCUUUGCCAGCAAAGUCUCCCAGGUGAGUGACCCUUCAGACAAUGACUGUCUUGAAUCCUAAAUACCCUCCACAGCUGUAUGUCAGGUGGGUGGUUUUCUUAGUACACCCUAGCUCAGAGAGGCAUUAUAUAGGACCAGUAGGUUCUAAACACAGUUGCAGCUGACAAUAUCUUAGAGCAUUUGCAUCCUUCUUAAAAAUGGCUGCACUAAGCAACUAAGCUAUCUUUACAGAGCUCUUGGGAUAGGCCUAGACUUCGUUUCUGAAAGGGGCUGUAUAGAAGCUACCAGUGUUUCAGAAGACCAUGUUUUUUAUUCUCAUCUCAUAGUUCCAAAGAGGAUAGAAGAAAUCCCUGGACCUUGUAGAUUUCACCAAACAGGUCUGGUAUAUCAAGUUAGAGAUGGUGAGUCUAAAAAGUCAUGUCUUCGUUAGUACAGAGUACCUGGAUGAGGUUACUGGAAGUGUUUACUGUCUGUUUAGAUCAUUGUUGGGAGUUUGCAUAAAACCAUCCUUUGGCUUGCUGUGUAUGUAAAGCAGUUUCAGUACAGAGUGCUACCAUUUGGUCACACCUCUGAUUUACCAAGAUGUUAGGCAUUGGAUUAAAGGCAUUGCAAAUGAAGGACCACCAUUUAUUCCCUUACUUGCAUGACUAUCUCUUGGUAGUCCCAUCAAGGGACACUCUGGUAGCAUCACUGAUUUGGGUGGUUCCAUUGUAGUCCUGAGAGUCUCCAUAAAUUGGAGGAAGCCUUUUCUGAGGCCAUCUUUGUGAGCUGCCUGAGAAAAGACCUGGACACUGCUCUGCUGGUCCUUUCUACCCAUGAAAAAAGUCAAAGAGGUUUAUAACUUUGACAGCUUGGGUGAGGAUGUAUAAGAAGUUCCAGACUUAAACCCUUCAGCACUGUCUGACCUUAUUGAUGGCCACAGUUUUCACUAUCUUUAACACACCUAAAGAUGCUGUUGUACUCAACUAUGAGGUCUCAGUGGCUACAACAUCAACAUACAAUGAAAUUUCCUUGUGUCAGUCCCAUGCUGCUUUCCUUCGAAGUGAUAGCCAUUUCUCACCAGUCUCAAUCUGGGUUUCCUUUGUUGCAGCUGGAUUUAUCACAAGAUGUUAUGAUGGGUGGCCCACUGGUAUGGUGAAAAGUUUACCUUGGUACUUCUUUGAUUCAAGGAACGUAAACCUUAGAAAAGGGGGCAGCACAUACAUCAGCAAGAGCUAUGAACAUGUUUCUUAAUAUGUAGGCUUUGGCUUGGGUGCUGUUGUGUCAGACAUUCUUGAUUUGGUCUGACGUCUAGUCUACCAUGUGGUACCUAAACAGUAAGGAUUGCAUGAGCCUUUAUUCUCUGUGCAAAGAAGUAAUGUGGAUCUUUCAAGGGAUUCUAGAAAGAUGAGCUUUAAAGCUGCUCAUAUUGCAGGAAGGGUGAGCUUGCAGGCAAACCUACUGAGUUUCUCCUGCAGUCCUUUCCCAGAUUUUAGGGUCUGGAAGUUUUGUCUGGCCAGUCUUCCAGAAGCUGAGCAUUUUGGAAAAUGACCUGUUGAUGUCCCUGGAAAAGGUGGUUCCCCUCUCUCCUCAAUACAGUAGGACAGAGAGGAUUAAUGGGGUGAGCGCAUCACCUUUUCCAUGAGAGGUUCCUGUUCACUUUUUCACCAUUUCCUCUUAUUCUCUGCCUAAUCCUUAUAUCAAAAUUGAAAUGAGAAGGACCACUAGUUAUCAUGCUUACCCCUGGAAGCCAAGAAAGCUGUGAUUCUGGACUUUUAGGUUCCUAGCAAUACAGGAUAAUGUUUUGGUACAAGCCACAAGUUUGAUAGCAAAGACCAGUUUUGGACUUGACUGCUGGUUUAGAUCCCUUAUGCUCACUGGAUCUUUCAGAGAGAGUUUCAGAAUUGACUGGAGCUGUGAGGAAGUGCUCCACUUGUGAAAUGUAUUUUCCUAAGCGGAACAGGUCCUUCAUUUAGUCAGAGAGAGAGAGAUCGUUUACUACCAGGAUGUUAGCCUGUAAGUCACUCUGAACUGCUUGGAUAUCUGCAUGAUUUGAGUCUUGGUUAUUCCAUGGUUAAGGUGCAUGUCUCCAGCAUUUCUGCUCAUCGUUACCUUGUGGACUGCUGGACUGUAUUCACAGCACUGGCUGGUCAGGCAUUCCUUUAAAGCUUUAAAGGGGCUGGGCAUCUCCAUCCUACUUUAAAGAACCUUCCUCCUCUUUGGGACUUGGAUUUCAUAAUUCACUGGCUUUGUCCCUUCCUUUACUUUUCAGUCUGCUGGGUUCAGUGGCUGUGAAGCUUCUCUCUCUAAUGACUUUUUUUGCCAUUACCUCUAAUAGCAGGAUCCUGGAACGUCAGGCCUUGUGUGUAUAAAAAAAAAGAAAGAAAAUUCAGUUCAUUGCAAGGGCUGUGUAUCUCUUAGAUCUAACACAGUUUUCUACAGAAAAUGUCAUCAGGACUCUUCCUAACUCAUUCCACCAAUCUCAUUUUUUUUUUCCAGAAGCCAAAACCUGGAGAGAGAGAGAAAGAGCCUUCUCACUAUGGUCAUUGAACUAUCUUUUCCGAUUCUGUCUGAAGAGAGUGCAGGAGUUCAGUAAUAAAGAACAACUGUUCAUUUACUUUACUCUAGGGAGGAAGGUAGGAGACCAGCAUUUGCAAAGCAAAACCUUUUCUAGUGAACUGUUUAACUGCAUUGUGGUUUGCUUGCUGAAAGUGAUAGUGUCAGAGGCCCCUAUGGAUUUGACUGUUUCAGGUUCCUGGUUCAAGAAUAUGUCCAUUGCGGCCUUUUAUGGCACUGCUUCUUAUUCAUCAGUUCACACCUUCACCAAGAGCAACAACAUGGAAGAUGACUACAGAAACUGGACAUCCUUUGGUACUUUAGUGUCACUGAAUUUGGCCUUCUGAGAUUUUUGCAUUUUGGCCCUUCACCCUUCUGCAAGUGUAUUUUGGCUGCUGCUUGGGAUUCUUAACACACAUGAAUAUUCUCAGCAUCAGAUGUAACUGACAUGCAUCUCUUCUUAUCAAGAUAUUGUGUUUUCACUAUAGAUGGGGGUGAACUGAUGAUCACAUGGAUCUAAUGUGGUGUCCCGUUCCAGUGCAUGAUGUCACAUGGAUGUCAGCAACAGUGCAGGGCAGAAAAAAUGCCAAUCUGGUGAUUACAGAUGAGGAAAUCCUAACAACUUGAAGUGAGAAGGAAAUCCUCACAGAACAUUUUGUAGAUGAACAUGCCUUGUUUUAAUCUGAGGUUUUAAUUUGUGCUUUAGGGAUUAAUAUUGCUAACUUCCACUGGCAUGAUUUUUAAUUGAGAGAACUUUAUGAGGUGGUUCAUUUGAGUUACAGGCAACUGGUUUCUUGCAUCUCCUAUUUUGAGUGUUUGUGUUCAGUAAUAUUUUGUAUAGUGGAGGGAGAGGGAUGAGUUCAAAGGUGUACUGAUUUACUUAGUGUUGAAUGGCUAUUUAAGGUAAUUUUCCAAAGACAUUUUUAAUUGUUAAGGUGUAUUUUGGGCUGAAUUUGAUAUAUGGAGAAUGGUCAUUUAGGAGAGAAGUGUUUUUUUGUUGGUAUCUGCUGACCAUUUUAUUUCAGUCUAGAACUUCCUGAGGUACUAGUAAGGCCUUUUUGUUUUUGAAAUAUGUGAAUGUUAUUUUAGUGCAAAUGUGAUAGUUUCAUUUUAAGAACCUGUAGAAGAGCUUUAUGGUUAAUAGCAACAUUCCAAUGGUGCCAAGUUUGAUGUCCUACAUUUAGUUUUGCUUUCUGGUCCUUUUUUGACUGUUUGUAUCUCAACCCUGAAAUUCUCCUGCCUACAGACAGAGAUGUAUAACUCAUCAUGAUUUUUGUUUUUUAAGUAGGAGAGUUGGUGGUAGUGUUUCAGCACAUUUUCCUGCAUUGUACUUGCUUAAGGUAGUAUGGUAAUUUUUAAUUUUAGACAUUAAAGCUCUGUCCAGAGAUUUUGCUUGCAGUCUUCGGUAUUUUACUGAGGUUGUUUGGUAGACAUAUAAUUCUAGCGUGCACUUUUAGUUUGUUCACAAGUAACCCAUUUGAUGCAAAAUGAUUGUUGGUAACUUUUUGUAGUGUGGUAGAGGAAGAAACUGUCUGAAUUUAGAGAGAAGGAUUUGAGUUUAGUGCUUUCUAGGUAUGUCCAGUCAAGGAUGAAAUUGCCAAUUAAAAUAUUUUCUUCCUUUGUGUUAAGAUUGGUUGUUGAUUGAAUAGUUUGUUAGGUUUGUGUUUGUAAACAGUAAAUUGAAUGCAUCUGUCUCUCUUUAUCUGUGUAUAUGUAUCUGCUGUGAUGUUUAUCUUUGUCCUUUUAGGAUUGUUGAGGUGUCCACGGAAUCCAGUCAGUGCCAUAAUUACUGGCAUUUUACUUUUUGUUAUGACAAGUGGUGGUAUAUUAUUCAGUUUAUUUUGCCACCUCCUUAAUCAUGGCCUAGUUUUUCAAUAGUGAAGUUCCUUGGAAGGGAAAGAAAAAAGUAGAGAAAUGCCACCAUCUUAGAUCUUUUGGAAGUUCCUUCCAUGAAGCAUUGAGGCUGGUAUUAAUCCAAGGCAUGGGGAAAUCCUCCUGUGACUGCCAUCCAAGCUUUCCUCCAUUACUUGAUAGGUAAAGCAGUGCUCCACUGUCCCUCUGACCCACUUGUCUCCAUAUCCAGGGAGAGUUUUUACAACCAUUAUUGCUUUGUUUGGAUCAUUAGGUAAUGCUUUUGAAGAAUAUCAAUCAAUUUUCAACACUGUUCUUCAUGACAAGGACUCAUGAAGUCUUAUCAAGAGUUUUACCAUAUUCUCAUUUUUGAUUCCCCAGAAUCCUUGUCUAAGGUGGUGGUGCUUAUGCGGUAUGUCCUCAAGGGUUUGAGGAUGGUAUAAUGGGUAAGGUGUUCGGCUCAACAGACACAAGGUGCUGGGUUUGAUUCUCACCUUUGAGAAGCAUGACUAGGCUUAGAAAGACGCCCCUGAGGUCAUUAGCCUAGUAACUUCCUAUUAACCUAUGCAGCCAUCGAUGCCCUGCUGAUCAGUUAAGAUCUCACCUCUAGUCUUUUUCGCAACUUUCAUAGGCUCUCACCGCUGAAGUGGCUUACGAGAAAGCCAUUAUCUAAACAGAAGCAUUCUGUGCCAUGGGCUGUCUGGAAGGCCAAUUAUUUUUUUCAGGAAUGGUACAUCAUCUGAUGGCAAGCAUUUUUUUUUUAAUUCUUUAGUCUUGUGAGGAGUAUAGUGAGUACUACUGUCACUUCAAACAUCAAUUGUUUGUUCUUUUUGACUAGAUCAGUAAAGUGUUUUUCAAGACAUCAUACAGGAUUAAGACCUAGGACUCCUAGAAUACAUUUUUGAAGACUGGUUUGAUGAUACUCUGUUUGAUAAUACUGACCAGGUCAAAAUUGCUGUCUCAUGUUAGAGAACCUUUUUAACAAUUCACUGUUUCCCAGAGAUUAAUUUUCUGUUGCAUGCUACCACUUCUGAGGGAGAAUAAUGAAUUGCAUGGGGUGUGGGUAAUUUGCCUCUCACAAGUAAAAUGUGUGCAGAGUUGUAGUCUCUUCUAAAUCUCUAGCCUGGUGGAGAAUUGUGUUCAGAAGAUGUGCUUGCUUUGAAAUUGACAUAGAGUGGGACAAUGUCAUUCAUAGAUACACAAAACAUGCGUAGGGUAUGUCAAAACCUCUUAUUUCCCACAGAUGCCAGCAUCACUCCCAUUGCUUGCCCUUAGAAUUUCAGCUCCGUAGGAACAAUCAGGCCUGCAGGACUUAAAUGAGGGAGCCUUGAAUAGGCUGUGAAUCAGGAGUGCAAAAAAAAAAUGUUUUGAUAAUGUGUCAUCUAAAUUUGCUCCCAAGUGUGUAUGUCAAAAUGUAUGUUAAAUCACUGACCUGCUGCUCAGCUCUACAGACAAUUAGACCAGGAGUUGUAGAAGAUUUAAUAAUCGUAUUUUGUCAAGAAGAAUCUAGCAAUGGUAUAGAAAAGGAUAUGCUGGUACAUAACAGUAUUAUACCAUUACUAUUUAUAUGUGGUGGCUGCUGGUUCAUUUUGUGCAAAUCUUCUAAGCAAAACAUUGCCAGCAGAGCCUUCAGAAUUUAGUAACUUUGUGUCAUUGUGUCAAAAUAAUAAUUCAUUCUUUGUGUGUAUAUAUAUAUAUAUCUGUAUUUUUCUUUUUGUGUGUGUAUGUAUUUAUCUGUAUUUUUGUAAUGUGCUAAAUGAAGUCAUGACUUGUUUUUGUUACUUUAAUUGUUGGUCUUAUCUUCUUCAUUCAACUUAAUAGUAAAGUCAUCGCAAUGUGUGUAUGUGAUAAUCCCUCCCCUAGUUCCUUAUAUCACAUACUCACUGCAUUAGAAUUUUUAGAGUAGCUUUUCAACUUUAACUGAUGAGCUUUAAGAAUAUUUUAUUUGUAUUUGAGUCUGCUUCCACUGCUGCUAUCAGCUUGAUUAUUUAUUACCAGUAUAUGUAUAUUCAAGAAACUUGUUGAGGCUGUCCUGAAGCUAUAUUAAGACAAAAAAAAGACUGCAGAAGAUUUUACUAGAUUUUAUGCACACUCCUGCACCGCUUAUUAUUCUGAAAUGGUUUGCUGCUGUAUAUUAGAUAUGUAAAUAAACAUAUUAGUAUGAUU